AUGCCCAGCAAGGCUCACCGCCCACGGCAGCCCCAACAAGCCGAGAAACAGCACCGACAGCGAUCGGACAGCGAUCGGACAGCCGACCUAUUCAAGAACAAAGUAAACAGGCAAAAAAAUAUAGAACUUCUCAACCCAUUAUCAGCUGUCGUGUUUUGUAGGUUGGCUGACUGCAAGCAUGCCUCUUCUUUUAUGGAACUAGCACAUGCCUUUUGCCACCCUCACAUAAGCUGUACGUAUAGAGGCAGCCAUCCCUCUGUUAAAACGGAAAAUUUUUUUUUCGUGAAAAUUGCCAGUCUGACCAAAUUACGAAAAUUGCAUAAGCAUGCUGCACAUGUUCGCAAGGGAAACAACGAAGAUUAUGGCAAAGAAUUACAGGUAGACGUGGGUCCAACAAGCUGGCAUAGACCAGCUAUUUUCUCUUCGAAUCAGUCGAGCGAAGCGAGACUUAUGGUUGUCAUAAAAGUUUACAAUGAGAACUCAUCCGAAGUCACGGUUGUCGAAGUAGCAAGCUGGGAUGGUCAGAACAGGCCCGGCGGCCUGGAUGUCGAGGUGAAACGAGCGCAAAAGCUGCCCGACCAGCGGAGUGGCUAA
Molecule: messenger RNA, 594 nt
Organism: Rasamsonia emersonii CBS 393.64
Lineage: Eukaryota; Fungi; Ascomycota; Eurotiomycetes; Eurotiales; Trichocomaceae
Exons: 7
Coding region: 1-594 (197 amino acids)
Source: RefSeq, a predicted model, not a curated record